Dunckerocampus dactyliophorus (ringed pipefish) is the source of this 3389-nucleotide messenger RNA. It is a transcript of the gene mastl, whose product is annotated as microtubule associated serine/threonine kinase-like. The record is from RefSeq and is a predicted model, not a curated record. NCBI's taxonomy places the organism in Eukaryota, Metazoa, Chordata, Actinopteri, Syngnathiformes, Syngnathidae. The coding region runs from base 108 to 2489 and encodes 793 amino acids. Gene Ontology annotation, biological process: peptidyl-serine phosphorylation; intracellular signal transduction. The transcript has 13 exons. Gene Ontology annotation, cellular component: nucleus. Gene Ontology annotation, molecular function: protein serine/threonine kinase activity; ATP binding.
GAGAGCGUUUUUCAAAAUUUCUAAACAAACCACCGACUCUUGCUUCACGAUGUAACAGUUUAUUCUGCGGUAUCUUCUGAUUAUGUUAGACACUGGAGGACACUAGCAUGAUGGACGCGGAAAAAAAGCACAAACUUGCUUCCAACAAUAAAGCCACCGAGCCUCCAAAGGCGCCUUCCAUCGAGGAUUUCAUUAUUUUGAAACCAAUCAGCCGCGGUGCUUUUGGCAAAGUCUAUCUCGCACGGAAGAAAUGCAACGCCCGCUUAUAUGCCAUCAAGGCAAUGAAGAAAGCAGAAAUGGUGGACAAAAAUAUGAGGGGGCAGAUGAAAGCGGAGAGAGAUGCACUUGCAUUGAGCAAAAGCCCCUUUAUAGUUCACCUGUUUUACUCCCUUCAGACAGCCACCAAAAUCUACCUGGUUAUGGAAUACCUCAUAGGAGGAGAUGUGAAGUCUCUUCUGCAUAUUUAUGGUUAUUUUGACCAGGACAUGGCAGUCAAAUACAUAUCAGAAGUUGCACUUGCGUUAGACUACCUGCACCGCCAUGGGAUUAUCCACAGGGAUUUAAAGCCGGACAACAUGCUUAUUUCCAAUGAGGGCCACAUUAAAUUAACCGACUUUGGCCUUUCCAAAGUCAAGCUUGACAGAGAGUUGAAUCUUAUGGAUAUCCUUACUACACCAUCCUUGGCAAAACCCAAGAAGGAUUACUUCCGCACGCCGGGUCAAGUCCUCUCCUUAAUCAGCUGUAUUGGCUUUAACACCCCUGCGGGGGAAGGCAAGCGUCAUUGCAGUGCGUCUGUCGCAUCCUCUCCUGGGCCCUGUGGUAAAGUGAAACAGAAGAAUAACUCCCUCGGCUCCCCCUUGAUGAGGACGACUACAAGCUCCCCGGCUUGCUACCGCUGGAAGAACGGGCCAGACAACAGCGUGUUCAGUCCACAUCACUUGGCUAAAAACCUGAUGCCCACGCUGAUGAAGACGCGCAAGCGGUUUGAGACGACGAGCGCAGGCAGCACCACCGACACAGAUGGAGGAGUCAGCCCGUUGUGGGAGCACGAGGAGAAAGAAAAUGAGCAAAGCCAACAGAAUGCAAGAAGACAGUUGGAGUCCAAAGUGUCCCCCAUGAAGCCAGACAGCGGUCCGUCUGAAACAAAACCCGUCUCUCUGCUGCCGAGAGAUGUUGCUCCUGUUCCGUCAUCCGUCAAGAGAACGUUUUCAGACAUGCAAGUGAGUCCAGAACCGCUGGAGAACCAUGCCAAGAGGAGCACUGCGCAAUACAAACGAUGCUAUGAGAUUCCCCAUGACGCUGAUGGCUUUCACACCGGCCUCACUGGAGCUUUUUCCGCCAUUGGGAUCGCUGGGACGGCCGCUCAGGCCCCCAAGCGCUCCAGUCCCAUCGCCGUGUCCAAGAGUCUCAUCCAUGAACUGGAGGAGGAGGUGUUGGACAACGACAGCAAUAAGGACCUAUCAGAUUCCAGUUUCAGUUCACUGCUGGCCGAGAACAGUGCCAUUUGCAAGAGCUUGAGUCUGGACUCCGAUGUCUCCGUGCUGGAAACGUCUCUGACCGUAGAUGGUCUCGCCUCACGUGCACCGGUCAGACCUCCCAAUAAGAGAGCAUCUCCUGAGGAGGACACCAAAGAACCAUCGCAACCACAGCCUACCUCCUCUUGUGUUGCCGCGACUUCUAUUUCCAUCCAGAGCUGUGACUCUGGGUCCUCCUUCCUGAAGUGGCCUCCUGAUCCAGCCGGUGGCGUGGCGCAGUCCCCCUCCUUCCUCAAGCCAAAGAACGUGGUGGCCUUCCGGAGCUACUGCAGCUCCAUUAACCGCUCCAACACGUCGGGUGUGUCGCGGCUCAGCAUCGGCUCCAUGGACGGCAUGGACGUGUCCAUGCAGGCAUCUUGUCACUCGGGUACCGCCACGCCGGUCCAGAGGAGAACCAGCUCGCACAACAGCUCGCGCUGUCAGACUCCUCAGGCUGUGUCGACCUCGCACACCCCCUUCAGGACGCCAAAGAGUGUGCGAAGGGGGCAGCUGCCCGUCGAGGGGGCCCCAAUUUUAGGCACGCCGGACUAUCUGGCCCCAGAACUUCUUUUGGGGAAACCUCAUGGGAUGGCUCAGUGUGACUGCAUGGUGGACUGGUGGGCACUGGGCGUCUGCCUCUUUGAGUUCCUCUCAGGCGUGCCACCCUUCAACGACGAGACGCCUCAACUGGUUUUCCAGAAUAUACUAAACAGAGACAUCCCCUGGCCUGACGGAGAUGAGGAACUGUCAGACAAAGCGAGGGAUUCCAUCGAAAUACUGCUGACCAUGGACAAGGCUAAACGGGCAGGACUCAAAGAACUGAAGUGUCACCCACUGUUCGAGGGCUUCGACUGGGAGAACCUGCAGAACCAGCCUAUGCCGUUCAUUCCGCAGCCCGAGGACGAGACGGACACGUCGUACUUUGAGGCAAGAAACAAUGCUCAGCACAUCGCCAUGUCGGGCUUCAGCCUUUAGCUUUCGUCUCCUGGUCCUGCUCGUAAUGUUUAAAAAAAAAAAAAAAAAACAAUUAUGUGCAAUUAUGUGCGUUUUUUCAUGUCAUAGUUAAUUAGCAACAGUUUUACCAGAUUCCAUUUUUUUUUUUUUUUUAAAUCGGAGGUUUGUGUAAAUGUGGCACUUCCUGUCUCCCAUUUUUUUUACUGCACUGGUGCCUGUGAAAGAUCUGUCAUAUAUUUACCAACCAUGUAUUUUAUUCGCUCGUCUACAUCCUUUUAAAAGACUUUAAGUUUUGAAACAACGCUGCUGUUAUGAUCUUGAUCCAUUUUCUGCACAGGGAAAAAUGUAACAUGAUAUACACAGUCACCCUUCCCACAACAACCCAAUAAAUAAUAAAACAAAGUCAAUUGUGCGUGCUGAAGCGAACACUGCAGGACACGUGUACGCUUUAUGAAACUUUUAUUUGAGGCUUAGAUUAGGACAUGCAGAGUGCGCUCUAUCCACAGGCAGAGGGCCACAAAGCCUUCAGUAGAAACUAUGACAUUAUUUUUACAUUUUAUUACAACAUAAUGGCUCUUUAACAGGUUAGUGCAGACCUUUUUGGAAAUGGAUUUUUUUUUUCUUCUGAUAAUGCAAUGAAAAUAUUGCAUUUCAGUCUGCUCCCCUUGUAUAGUUUGUAUGGAUGCCACUACAGUACAUUGUAUCAUCACACAAUUAGACAACAUAGAAAAACAUUGAUGACAAGCGGAUUAUUGAUUUGGUCCAGUACUAGAAUGCUACAAUAUGUGAAUAUGAAAGCCAUAAUGUGUGCAAUGGAUGUUGAGGCACUUCUAUGUGGAUCAUAAAACCUAAACAUUGAGCUGGCCAGUAGAUUGAGUUGCUAAAAGCAAUAAAUAUUAAUACGAUCAGAAUUACAAAGAA